This is a messenger RNA of Galleria mellonella (greater wax moth), 1551 nucleotides long. RefSeq lists its product as uncharacterized. The record is from RefSeq and is a predicted model, not a curated record. Lineage: Eukaryota; Metazoa; Arthropoda; Insecta; Lepidoptera; Pyralidae. Bases 113 to 1054 code for a protein of 313 amino acids. The transcript is spliced from 6 exons. Gene Ontology annotation, molecular function: chitin binding. Gene Ontology annotation, cellular component: extracellular region.
CGCCGUCCGCGCAGUCGCGUUGAGCACCGUCCGAUUAUUACGUUACGUUCGCGCGCUUUUUUGACGUGCAAUCCAGUGCUGCUGUAACGGACAUUAUUUUGUGUGUUUAAAAAUGGAAAUGAGGUGGCGGUUUCUCAUAGGCCUCCUAUUAUUAGGCGUUGUAUUCGCCGCAGAACAAGACGACGGUAUACCAGAUGCGGCCGUUGACGAUGACGACGAAGAUUUAGCCUUAGACCAAGAGGAAACACGGAAUUUAAGACCGAGGGCGUACACCCCCACUGCCUACAACACGUUGCCAACUGGCUUCAGGCCGACGCCCUCGCUAGCCGAGCUGGCCGGCUACCAGCAGCGCCCGCAGCAGGAGCAGCAGGAGUACGUGGCCUUGGUCCCGGCCAGGCCUACACAGCAGCAGUAUGUGGAGGAACAGCGGCCAGCCAGACCGCAUAGGAAGCCACAAGAACAACGCCCUCAAAAACUCCAACAGCAGCUGCAAGAAGUAGAAGACGAAUUGGAAGAAGAGAAAGAAGAGCCCGACCGUCUCUCGCAGCUACUGCAGCAAUCCAAGUUCGACUGCGUGGGCAAGCAGACAGGGUACUAUGCUGACCAGGAGCUUAACUGCGAGGUGUUCCACUACUGCCAGGACAGUGUGAAGCACUCUUGGAUUUGCCCAGAUGGGUUCACUUUCCACCAGGUACACUUAAUCUGUAUGCCGCCGACCCACGAUAACAUCUGUCAGAAGUCAGCGAAGUACCACUUCGUGAACGACUACCUGUACCGGCCGAUCAACCAGGAGGAGGUGCAGAGGAAACCCAACGUGUCUCUCAAGUACUCCGACCGGUACUAUCCCGCUGAAGUGUACAGGGACGACAGAUACGACCAGGACGAGGAGGAAGAAGAGGAGGAAGCCCCUCGCCGUCAGCCAGCUCCACAGCCGCAACAGGCCCGACCAUCACCCCGGCCGCAGCAGCAGCCCCAGGUCUUCCACUCAGCCGAAGAAGUUAAUAUACCGUUAGGGCAAAGACGUCCUCAGCGUCCUUAUGAUUUCGACUUUUAACUCUAUUUAAAUUAAAUAAGUAAAUAGCAUUUAUAACUCGGCAACUUUGUAUGCGGCACUUCUACGGAUAGACGUACGGAGCAGGGGGGCUUAUAAUAUAAGGGCAACGGGCACUUUUUCCUACUACACUAUCCGCAUACUCUGUCAUUAAUAUACAAAGCAGAAGAGUGCCGCGUAAAAAAUUGCCAGGUUAUACCUGUUAUUUGUACAUAAAGCCCUAUCUUUAUUCUAAAUUUUAUUAAAAUAUAUUUAUAUAAACACUGUUCACCUCAUAAUUUUUCCCCCAGUGCCUAUAAUCUAUGUGAGAAAUUUCAAUUCACAUUAAACUGAUUAUUGUCUUAUUUAGUGGGCUCAAAAAUUAUUAUUAAAAAUUAAUUAAUCUUAUUUAUAUUUCUUUGUACGAUAAAGUAUUCACUUGUAAUAAGUUACAAAUUAGGCUUAAGCUAGUCUUUGAGAUAAGUUUUAAUAAGAAAACAAUAAAUGUUUAUAAAAACAUG